Molecule: messenger RNA, 5328 nt
Organism: Vicugna pacos (alpaca)
Lineage: Eukaryota; Metazoa; Chordata; Mammalia; Artiodactyla; Camelidae
Source: RefSeq, a predicted model, not a curated record
UAGGUGGCGGGCUGCGCGCGGGCGGGACUGAGGGCUGCAGGUGCCUGUCGGCGGGAGCAGCCUUCGCGCGGGACGCGGGCUCCUGCGGGCGGGAGCGGCGGGCCUCAGCAAGCAGACCUGCUGCCCGGGCAGAUGUGGCGGCCACCACCCUCGGGCCGCAGGACGGCCCUGAGACGUGGAGGCUACACGCGAGGCUCGAGGAAGCGAGGCCGGCGUCCAGGGCCAGGCGAAGCGGGAGGCGGCGGCCCUGAGGCCGCGGCGCGUGAGGAGAGCAAGCAAAAGAGGAGGAUGGUGGCCCGGGCGUCUGGGAGAGAAGAGGUGAACAGUGACCAGUCGGGUGAGGCGUCCAGGGCUGGGAAGGCCUCGGCAAGGCGGCGAGUGGAGGGGCCGGGAGGUCAAGCGGGCCCUUCAGACCAGUCGGACCAGCAGGGCCUAGAAGCAGCGAAGGAGGCGGAGCUCCCGUUGCAAUCCGGAAGACAGACCAAGGAAAAAAGAAAACUUACUGAAGCCUCAAGUGAUGCUCUACAGCCAGGAAUUGACCUAGUAAGAAAGGAAUCAUUAACCAGUUCGGAACCUUUCCAAACAGUGGAAUGCAGUGAGUUUCAAACUAUGGCUUUCUUGCAGCCUUUGGGUAAGGAAGGUUUGGUAGAAGGUAUUAAAAGAAGAAUUCGAAUUAAACUUAAAAGCUUAGAAAGCCCACCUCUCAAAAUAACCAAAAACAAGGCUCCCCAAAAUAUUACGGUUGAAUUUCAAAGUGAACUGUACAAGAAUACUCCGAAAUAUUCUUGUAACAGCUUGUCACCUGGAGUAGAAAAUAAUCCCAUUUUAAAAUUACCUAAUUGCAGUUGUUUCCCCCGUUCCAAGGGCUGUAAUGAUGAAAAUAACCUUGCACCUAAACCUGAUGUUGGAUGUAUACAUGUAUCAGAAGAUACCUCAAAGUUAAAGAAAGAAAGUCCUAGGAGUCUUGCAGUUAAGAGUGACACAACUAUUCCGCAGCUUUUACAAACUGAAGAAAACUUAAUGGGAGUUAAUAAGUUAUUGCUUGAAGAAAAUGACUUAUACCAAAGUAAAAAUAAUGGCUUGCUUUCCUGCCUCCUAAGUGAAAAAAAUAAAAACUCAGUAGAGGAGAGCAAUGUUGGGAGAAAACCCAGAAAAAGGAUGAAGGUAUCUGAAAAAGAAGAAGAAAUGGUUAUUGAGAUGAAGUUCUCUAAUGUGUAUAAGAAGUCUGAGCUGGUGUUACCAGAAAGCCAAACAGGUGCUGAAGGUAAAGAAGCAGAGACUUUAGAGGCUAAAAAAAGUCCUUUAAAAGUUUUGAGAAAAGUAAACCAUGAUACACUGUCAGCAACGGAUCAUUUGUUAAGUCUUCCAGAAAUAGAAGGAAAAAAAACAAGUCCUGAGCAUCACGUAAAUGCUAUGUUCCAGAAAACCCUUGAGCCACUUUUGAAAAAAGAAACGAAUGCUUCAGAGUCCUUAGGAUGUAAAGGCAUAGAUCCAGAAGAGUAUUCUAAGUCGAUGAAAAGCUCAAUAAUGGAAUCACCUAGUGAUCGCUACCCUAUUGAAAGAAGAUCCCCAAGGGAAGACUUGAAGAAUGAAGGUGAAGUAUCUAAGUUAAGCUGUCACAGAACAAUACCAAUGACUGGCAAAAGAACUUGGCCUUGUUAUUCCUGUGCUAGAACAUCUGCCUGGUGUUGGAAAAAGGCUUCCUUGCCACAGUCAAAUUUUAACUUUCUUCCUGGGUCUCAGGAAGGUUUUAGGCAAGAUGAUUUUCUUAAACACCAAACAAAUCAAACUCACUUAACUGACUCCAAGUUAAUGCUGCAAAGUUCCAUAACAGAAACAAACAGUGAAUCUUCAAGUAGAGAAAAAUUGGAUUCUGAUUUAAAUUGUUUAUCUUCAGUCUCUACAGUAGAACCUAUUUUAAUGGUUAUGAAGGAAUUUAUAAACAAUUAUGAUAAAAAAAUGCAGUCAGAGGAACCGAGCAGAAGUGGGUCAGAAGUAGUUUCUAAUCCUACUGAAGAUGUCCAGUUAACUAACGUGACUCAAAACUUGACAGGAAGUAAAAAAAAAGAUAGAGGGAAUUUAACAAAGCCUACUUUGACAGUGGCUUCCCAGGAUGGCCAGGAAGCAAAUAACACCACAGGCGAACUUAUUCAUCGAAAAGCAUGUAUUGCUAAGCAGACACUUGUGGUUCCAGAUUUCGUUAAGAUAUUGAACACAGGGUGGCUGACUAAUUUUAAAAUUCCUUUGCUUAAGAAUAAAACAGAAAAAAGAAAAGAAAGAAAUGCCAAGUCAUCAGAGAGAGAAGUAUAUAAUCCCCUAGAACUUCUUGACAAUUUUUCUGGAGCAGAGGUAAGGCAGAAUAGGACUGAAGAAAAUGUCACCACAGUAACUUCAAGACGUCAGGCUUUGAGCGUACGAAGUAGUGUAAUCCCAAUGCAAAGCUGUUCCAACUCACACGGCAGUAAGAAUUCCUGUAUUUCUCCAAGCUUUUUAACGCAAGGUAAUAAUAAUAAACCAUCUAACCACAUCUCUAAACCAGGCAAUAUUGUUUCUAAUAAGGAAGCUAUUUCUCUCCCAGUUGACAAUAAUACUUCUUGUGAUCCUGGGUAUAUAGAGAAAAGUCCUGCCUUUGGCUCCAAUGAAGAAGAAACAUUCAAACCAGUUUCCUCUGACGUUAGUGGUAGAAAAAUGACUAAGAACUUAUCAGAAAUUAAAGUUGGGUUUCCAGAUAUUCUUAAAGCAUAUGAAGAUGAUGUCCUCUUAAUUGAUCUAAUUGAAGAUGACCCGGACCUCUUUGGAGUCUCCAAUGAAGGGGAGCUCUCAUUUACUUCAGAGGUUCCCACAAUAAGCCAGGAGCUCAAUGUUGCUGAAGAGCAUCAGUCAGCAGACUCCAAGCAUGCGGAGCUUCCAGGAAAAAAAGAACCAAGCGAUGACUUGAGAGAACCUCGUGUCCUGGAUCCUGGGCUGAUGAAGUCCGAAAUCUGUACUUCCUUGUCAGCAGCAGAUGAGCUAAAACAUGAUUCCAAAGAUGUAGACAUUUCCUUAGAAGAAGUUGCUAAUGAGACCCCUGAAGAUGAAAAACUGGGGGACUUCAGUGAACACACAAAAAGCUCAGAUUUGGAUGAAAAGUGUAGAUUUUCAGACAAGAUGACCAUUCAAGAUGAAAAAGAAAAUACUUACGAAGUUUGCAAAAGUGGUGAUUCUAAAAAUAUUGAGAUUAUGGUUGAUGAAUGUCACUUAGCAGCACUGGGCCCCAAACCUCUGUACUUUUCAGUGCCAGUGCCGCCUUUGACUCUAAGUGCUCAUCAAGAAGACACACUGCUGAAGCCCUGGAUUAAUGAUUUCAGAUUUCCGGGAAAACGUCCUCUCCUAAAGCUGCAGAACCCUGAAAUUUGUGACAUAUUUAACAGGGGAAAACAUGUAUGGGUGUUCCAGAAGCCCCUAGGGUUGAUGAUACCCCAUAGAUACUGCAAGUUUCAUUUUAAUACAUUAUGUGGCUGUAAGCGAUUACAAUGCAAGUUUGCUCACGUGCCUGAGCAAAGGGAUGAAAAGGUUUGCAUGGAUGUUUUUAAGAAAUAUAUUAGAAUCGAUGAGCUGUGUUUGCUACAACGUGCAGUAAACAUGUUUAUGGAGUACUACAGAAAGUUUCCUCCGGGUAUACACUUUGACUUACAAGUGCUAAAUGACCUUCUGAAUUCUUUACUCAAACAUUAUUUAUUGAAAGAAAUAUUUCAGGUAGUGGACCUCAGCAUAAUGGUUAAAAUGCUGCCUGCUCUGAAAAUAUUACUAAAAAUAUUUGAGCUUGUGGCAACUACGAAAUUAAGGAAUGCUGUAUCUGCUUUAAUUGAUAUGUUUUGCAAGCUUGUUGAAGCUGGGAUGGUACUUGACCCAGAAGACUUCAGCUAUAUCAUUAAGUGUUUACACCAAGUACAGGCUUCCAAGCAAGAAAUAAAUGUAGUUCUGGAAAUGAAAUCCAGGUUACAGAUGAGGCAAUUUAAGAAGAACUGGAAGUAUGAUUUAGAGUCAGCCUUGAAUGAAAUAGAGUGUUAUAAAGAAAAAGGUGACUGGACCAAAUUGGGAAAUUUAUACAUAAACAUAAAAAUAGGCUGUGAAAAAUUUGCAGAUUUGCAGAGAUUUUGCACUUGUAUUGCUGAAACACUAACAAAAGACUGUGAAGAAGAGAGACCAGGUGUUCCAUUUUGUGAAUUUGCUGAAACAGUUAGCAAAGAUCCACAAAACAAUGAAGCAGAUAAAACUUUGCUGGGAAGAAUCGGAAUCAAUGCUAUGUACUUCUAUCACAAGCUGUUGCAGUGGUCCAAGGGACGGAAGGUCUUAGACAAACUGUAUGAGUUAAAAAUACAUUUUACAAGUUUAAAAGGACUUAUAGGGCCUGAGAAGUUAGCACCAAGAUGUCAGAUUGUGAAUAUUGCAGCAGAAAUUUUUCUAAAAAAUGGAAACCUGGAUGGUGCCAUUUGGGUCUUAAGGGAGUCAGAGUGGAUCAUCAAUACACCACUGUGGCCUUGCGAUAGACUGGAUGUGCUCAAUCGGCAUAAUCUGCUCUGUACAAUGGCACAUGAAAUCUUAGCAAAGAGCCUUUAUAGACAGACAUUUGAAGUUUUACAAAAUCUACCAGGUUUUCAAAAUUCUGAAGAAACUGUGGAGGUCUCACAGUGUAGUCUUCUUUUUAAUAAACUUCUGGAUGCCUGUAUAGAAGACAACUGCCUUGGCAUGUCAUCCUCCGUAGCAGAGUUCAUGAUUUCAAAGAGCAUCCCUACCGAUUUUUCCUUUCUUAGAAGAUUGAUUACUUCUUUAGGAAGGAGUAAUUUAUGGCUCAAAGCCAGAACCCACUACAAAAGUGCUCUUUCAUUGGGUUGUUACCCACCAUUGGAGGGGAAUUUAUACCGAAAAAUUCUACUGAUUCCUUCCUGUUUGUCUGAGAUCGAAAUGCUUCUAGCUGUUGAAAUCUUCCUGGUAUCUAACGCUAGUAGUACUCAGAGUCCUGAAACUUCUACAGAGAUGCUGCAGAUCGUUUUAAAAAGAUGUGAAGAAAACAAAUCUCGGAGCCAGGAUGAUUAUCAAGCUGCAAUGAAAAGAUUAAUCAUGGCUGCUCGUAUAUCCGAUCCAAAGCUUUUCAUUAAGCACAUGACUGUCAACGUUAAUAAGGAACAGGUUUAUAGUUUGGAACAAUGGUCUGCCCGGAAAUGGCUGAAAAAGAAUAUGAAGUGGGCUGAAAAGGUUUGGCUUUUCAAUAACCACUAGUUAUUAAAGGCUUUUUUUUUAAGUUCAAGUACUCAUUGUUGAAAAUAAAAGGCCCUAAAAAUAAAGACA